GGCACUAACUGGCAGCACUGCUGGGCAUUGACUGGCACAACCGCUGGGCACUGACUGGUGGCACUGACUGGCAGCACUGCUAGGCUGCACUGAUGGGCACUGGUGGGCACAGGUGGGUGGCACUGGUGGCACAGGUGGGUGGGCAUAGGUGUGUGGCACUGCUGGGCACAGGUAGGUGGCACUUCUGGGCACAGGUGUGUGGCACUGCUGGGUGGCACAGGUGGGUGCACUGCUGGGCACAGGAGGGUGCACUCCUAUGCAUAGGUAGGCUGGCUUGUGCUGCUCCAUGUGCUGGCAUCCAUAUUAGGUGUCUGCAAAGCAUUGUGGGA
Molecule: messenger RNA, 329 nt
Organism: Staurois parvus
Lineage: Eukaryota; Metazoa; Chordata; Amphibia; Anura; Ranidae
Source: the annotation of a GenBank genome assembly